AUGUGCCACGCAAACGUACGAAAAGAGAAGGCGGUUCUUCUUACGCGAGCGGUUGCGGCACGUGAUUGUGAAGUUGUCGACUGCCCACCAGACCACCAUGUGAACGUCGCUCGAUCUGGUGCGAUCGAUGCUAAUCGUACAGCAUUUGAUGAAAUUUGUAUAAGAUGCGAAACGGGGACUUAUCAGGUGAAACCGACAUCAAACAAGAACGUAUGGGUACUUUGGAUAGCGAUGCCGCUGGUUGCAGUUUCUAUUGCCGUCGCUUUGAUAGUUACCGCAUGGAUGUGCCGACAAUCAAUAUACAUGAUGUGCUGUAGGAAACCGGAUUUCAAGUUUCACGAAUCGACUGAUUACUACCGAAGUCCAACGCGACCUCCCAUGUUGCGUAGAAGUAUGGACGUCAACGGCUAUCGAAAUUAUCCACCUCGCCGACAAGAUGUGGUCCGUCCUUCGCAAACAUUCAGUACUACCACAGUAGUGCCAAGAAGAAUAUCAACUGAAGAUGCAAGCGGGUGGGUUCACCGAUUAUCCAGAUUUCGCAACCGUCACCUACACCCGCGCCAAUCAUCACCUCCAGGGCCGAACUGGAUUUUGUUGGAAGAGCAAGCCAGAAGAAGAGCGUUGGUUACGGUAGGUUCAUAG
Messenger RNA from Ostertagia ostertagi, 642 nucleotides. NCBI's taxonomy places the organism in Eukaryota, Metazoa, Nematoda, Chromadorea, Rhabditida, Trichostrongylidae. The record is from the annotation of a GenBank genome assembly.